Mytilus californianus (California mussel) is the source of this 13609-nucleotide messenger RNA. RefSeq names its product eukaryotic translation initiation factor 4E transporter-like. Bases 206 to 4240 code for a protein of 1344 amino acids. Gene Ontology annotation, cellular component: cytoplasm; nucleus. The transcript has 24 exons. Gene Ontology annotation, biological process: negative regulation of translation. Lineage: Eukaryota; Metazoa; Mollusca; Bivalvia; Mytilida; Mytilidae. Gene Ontology annotation, molecular function: mRNA binding. The record is from RefSeq and is a predicted model, not a curated record.
UCCGGGCGAUUUCCAACAUUUUCCGAUGUUGUACUGCAACCGUUCAAAAGUGGACUAUGUAUCAUCUGUUUCAGCAUGUAUUAGGGCGACAUUAUAGUUAACCAGACCAUAUUUAGAUAUACUUUAGUUUCCCAUUAUAUAACAUUUUCGUUGUGUAUUGUCUUUCGUGUAAAUCUUCACAAACGGGGCUCUGCCCUGCUGAAGAAUGGAAAAAGAAUUUAAUUCUGAUGACAGCGGCAGGAAUACUCCAAGAGAGGUUGUUCUGACAAGGUCUGAUACUCCUGGACCUACACCUACAUAUAUUUACAGUAGGGACCAGUUAUAUGAGUUUAGCAACAGUAAAACAGCAAAGAAAAGACCAGUUUGUUUGUCUACAGAUUAUGAUAACACAGAGGGUUUAUGGGAUCCAGAGAAAUGGUUUCGAUCUUUCGAUAGUGGUGUUGGAGACAGGUUGUCUCCUCUGAACUUAGGAGACAAAGAAAAGAAAGCGGACUAUUUAAACAAAAGAAGACCAUCAGAUCCCAAAGAAAGACUCAAAGAAGAAAAAGAUGGUAUAGUUCUGAGUCCCCAGAGGAGGAGUUUUGGGACAGGAUGUCAUGUGACAGCUCCUAUGAUGACAAGACAAGUUAGUUGUCCUGCAGAUUAUAAGGACGACAACAGAAAUGUGAGACGUAUUGGUAGUGGUAGAAUACAAAUAGAUCGAGAUAGAGGAGAAAGAGAACGUGAACCUCAGAGAGAACGUGAACGUGACUAUAGGGCCAUCCGUGAUAGAUUUGAUGACAGAGAUAGGAGAUAUGAUAACAGAGGAGACAAUCGAGGCUAUAGAAGGGAGUAUGAUGACAGGAGGGACUUCAGUCGGCAUUUCAGCAGAGACAAUGGUCGUAACAGACACGAUUCCUACCGUCACCGUGAAGAAGAGGAACCAGAAUGGUUCUCGGAGGGGCCCACCAGUCAAAAUGAUCGCAUAGAACUUCAUGGAUUUGAAGGCCCCAGAGAGGUCAAAGAGGAAAUUGUGAAGGGCAAGGACGAUGAAGAAGAAGAUAACAACAUGGAUACUGGAUUUGAUGAGGAAUAUCACGAGGAGGCUCAACAGGAUGAAUCAAAUAAAAGUUCAGAAGUGAAAGUAGCCGAUGUGAAGGAAAGAAAUGGAAGUCUGGAGACAAACGAGUCAAGUUCACCUGAGGAAUCAAAUAACUCUGGCAGUCUACAUGUCCCAUCACCGCAGGCAACAAACUUGUUUGACUUCAAUGAGUUCUUCAAGAUAGAAAAUCUCCCAGGCUUAAAUGAAGGGGGUAGUCCCACUGCUGAAGUACAGACUGGAUUCCAGAGUCGGUUCAGUCGCUGGUUCUCUUCCCAUCAUGGUGGAGGCAGUAUGGGUAAUAGCCGAGAGAACAGUCGCAGAUCAUCAAUCAAUGAAGACUUUGGAUAUCUCAAUGAACUACUAAGUGGAACCAAAAGUCCUAUUGUUCCAUCACCACCACCUAACACAAUUAAUUCAAUGUACGAUAAGUCUGUGUUCAUGACACCAGGCAACAGCACAUUCUCUGACAAACCACAGUGUAUAAGUAUGGACAUGUCUGUCUCACAGAAAAACAUUAUAGCUCCAAUGUUGAACAGUAUAUUCCAGAAUUCUGGAUCAUCAUCACAUCACAAGCGUAAUGAUAGCAACAGCAGUAACUACAGUGUGCAGGAUGUUGAGGCCCAGCUUAAGGCUUUAUUGUUUGGAAGGAAGGAUUCCACAGCUUCGAGUAGUGGUAAUAACAGUCCUGCUGUGUCGUCUCCCAGAAAUGUACCAUACAGUAUCAAGACUGUACAGGAAUUGGAAGCUGAUAUGAAGCCAACGACUACACCUGGACAUAACUAUCCACAGCAGCCAAUCCCCCAUCCCCUGGCAAUGAAUCAUCACAAGAUUGAAAGACAGAACAGAAUGACCCCUCCUGGUGUAAGAAUGACUCCUCCUACUGUGAUUCAACAUCACCAACACCAGCAACAUCAGCAACAUCAGCAGCCCUCGUCUCAACAUUCUUCCAGACGAUCCAGUGAGGAUGAAGGAGAUUUGACGGCAUUUAAUAAGUUACUGAGUCUGAUGCAAGCUGGGGCAGCGGCAGCUGUAGAAUCUCCUAAAAUUCCUACUCGACAGGAGACCAGAGUUCCUUCCCCACCACAACAGAUGAUGCAGGCUAGACCUCAGACUCCAAACAGUCAACAGACGCAAGCUCAAAUUGCACAAAAUGAAUUCUUGCAGGCUUUACUUCGUAACAAGGAACAACAGAACCUGAUAAGACAGCAGGCUCUGGCUCAAAUGAAGAUGAGCUACAUGACAAAACAAUCCACGCCUCUUGCCCAGCCAACACCUUUAGGUCAGCAGACACCAGGUGGCUUACGAACAACCUUGCCCGAAUCAUUGGCAAACUAUAUCAAACAGAACCCAACCAUCAUUACAAAAUCAGCCUCCCCAACCCCUCCGCCUCAGACUGUCCCUCAACAGCCACAGGCUCCAACCAUGAUGAAUAUCAUACAGAACACGUCCACACCUAGAGCUCCAUCACCGACACCACAAGUCAUUCCAAACUUCAUGCCACAGCCAACAUCUUCACCUCGUGUACCUUCACCAAUCAUGUUCAGUCAGCAACCACCAAUGCAUCUCAAUGCACCAUCACCGAUCCAUCCAUCGCAGUUGACAAGUACAUCACCCAUCAAUGUUCCAGCAGUCUCUAUGUCGUCGACUGCUUCAAUAAGGCCACCUGUUGUCCACCGUGGACCAAGUCCCCAAGAAUUAAUAGCUCAUACACAAGCCAUAAUGCAGACAGCUUUACUUAAGAAACAAUUAGAAGAUCAAAAAGAAAGAUUUAUGAAGAAACAACAAGAGAGGGCCAAGUCGCCAAACCCUACAGCAACACCAAAUUCAUCAAAGUCGCCAAGUAUGAUGUCAAUGCCUAUGUCUAACAAUCCAGUUAUUGUUAAUAAUCAACCAAAGCCUGCAGUUUCAGUUGCUUUUACGCCAACUUCAGUGAUGAGAAAGAUGCAUUCAGACAAAGCAAGUGAAAAGGACAAACAGAAACCAGAGAUGGGAGAAGGAACACCAGCACCACCUCCACCAAUCAGACAAUUGAUACGACCUGAUGGAUCGUUAAAUGAUGAAGACCACAACAGUCCAAAUAAUGAAAUUGAUAGACACCUGAACAACAAGUACCAAGAGUCGAGGAAUGGUCCUCAUUCUCAGACAGAGCAACAGUUCAACACUCAUGUGCCUCCUCCUGGAUAUUCAGGGUCCAUGGGGUCCAGUACAGGAAACACUGAACAGGGAGCAGGUGCAAACAAAAAUGCUCGUCCUGGGCCAAAUAUGAUGUCUAACAUGAUGCCAGCCAAUGGACCACUUCCACAGAUGAGUGGGCCACCACCACUGUUGUCAACACAACUAUCAACUCCAGGCAGACCAAUUGUCAAAGCAGUGAAUGUUAGUACUAGUAGUGUAACAGGUGUAAUGACACCAAACCAGGUACCUAUUCGACAGUUCUCUGUGUCUCAGCAGCUAAAUACUCCACUAUCAUCUGCAAGUAUUCAACAGAGGGCUAUAAUGGGACAGAAUACGUUACAGACGUCAACACCUAACAUGCCACAAAGACCAAUCAACUUAUCUCCUAAUCCACUCACGAGACCCAUUGUUGGGACACCGGUGUCACAGAACUUUUCAAUGGGCAUUCCAAUAACUGGACGGAUGCCUAUCCCACCGGGAGGAGUAAAUAUGACUCCUAGUCCUCUUGUUCUACAACAGAUGAUGCAGGGAGGUAUCUCACCGGCAACAGCUAGAGUGAAUGCACUGAAUCAGAUAAACCAAAUAAACCACCUGAAUCAGAUGGCUAUACAAGCACAGCAACAGCAGCAGAGGAUGAUGGACCCUAGACUUCAAGGUAUUCGUGGAAUCUAUCCACCUUCUACAAUGAGUCCACGGAGCUCUUUGCCGUCGGCGGGACUUAAUAUUCCCAACUCUUUACCAAUGGGAGUCAACGUUGCCAUGAGCCGUGCUUUGUCACCACAGGCACCAUCUCAGAAACAAUCAAUGGGUGGCCCUGUUUCUCCAGGAUUAUAUAAUGGGAACAACAACCUGACAAAACCAGGAGAACCAAAUCUGUUCAAGUGGUUUGGUAAUGAUGUGUUGAAAGGACAAAUUCCCAACAUGCCACCGCUUCCUCAACAGGGAACCAGAGUCAUGACUGUUGACGAAAUUGAACGGUGUUAAAUUCAGUGGAAUGAUGCACUAUUUCCUAAUGAACAGGAAAUAUGGUGGCUUCAUUUUACAAUAGACUUCCCAUUACUUACAAUGUAAUUGUCAUUGGAAGAGGGAAAGGAACAAUUGCAUAGUGAUGAUGGAUUCAUGUGGUGUUCAGACGGACUCCUAUGAACAAGUUAUAAAUUUAUGUAUAAUUACAUCAACUUUGUUAUCUAAUCCAACGAUUUUGUAAGCUUGGCACAAGGUUUUAUAUAAGCUUUUUUGUCAAUUUAAAUUACAGGUUUUCAUUAGUGUGGUACCUAAUACAUGAAACAGUGAUACAUACUUUUUGCUCGAUUGCUUAGUUACAACUCGGAAACUUUCUUUGUCUCUGUAAAUAUCAAUUGUGUGUACAGAAAUGCUUGUAUCGCUCAGAUUUUUUUGUGAGUGUAUAUUUUUUUCUUUCCAUUAAUAUGUAAUAUUGUAUAUCCUUAAAAUGAAUCUGUAUGUAUAUAUAUGUGUUAAUUUCUUUUCGAUUUAGUUGAUUUUGUAAAUAAAAUGUCUUUUUUUGUCGUUUAGAGGGCAGAUGUAACAUAUCACAAUCAACUCGUCUGUUUCACUGUAAAUAAUAGGUAUAUCAUCUCUCAGUUAAAACCUCCAUGAAUAUUUCGAAUGUAAUUUAGAAACUUAAAUGUUAUUUUUGUGCUAGAGAGUUGUUUCUGUAUUGGAAGACAGACCAGUUUAGUCUGUACUAGUCAUUUCAUUAUUUUUGAACACAGGAAAAGUGCUUGGCAUUUGUAAAAGAUGUUUAUAUAUAUAUUUUUUGUUUUAUUAAAUUUUUUUGACAAAGUCAUCUUUCUGUACAUUUGUAAAUAGUCUUCGGUGUUAUUUAUUGUUUUGAUUUUGUUUGUAAAAGAAUUAACAUAUUUCUACUCUGUACUCAGUAUCAACAAACAUGACAAAUGUUGAAGCAAGUCAGAGGUCUUAUCAAUGGUGUUAGCCUCCUUUUUGAUAUGUUAAAAAAAAAAAAGUCACUGCCAAGUAUAAGCUACAUGUAACUGUGUUAGAAAGGUAGUGUUGUUUUUGAAUUGAUGGUAUUCUAUACAGUAGAUGAUGUGUUACACAAUCCUGUUCAGUUUGAAUUUGAAUAUGAUUGGGGCUGAUAGAUGUACAGUAGGUUCGGUAAAUUACAUGUUUAAAAUUUUUUUUAUUAAAAGCGGAUUUUAAUUAAAAAAAGAUACAUGGACAUCAAAAUGUAUCUGACAAAUAAAAUUUCAGUUUAGAUUUUGCAAACAAAAUCAUUGUUGUAUGUACAUAGCUGUAUAGAAUGAUGUUAUAUAUUUACUUUUGUAUGUUAGAAAAAUAAAUACAUGCAUAGCUUAUUCCACUGAAAAAAUUUUAGUAACUUUUUCAUGCAUACAAGAUUUUUAAUGUUUUAUGUAUUUAGUUGUCCUUUAUCAGUUAAAAACUUUUUUGGCCUAUCUGCAUUAGGGAGCAUAUAUUUAACAUUAUUCAAGCUUCGAGCAUACAUGAUGUACAAUACAUUAAAAAGCCAUCAUAAAUUGUAUGCUUCUAGCUUGCUUUGAGGAAUAUGUGGUUUGCUUCAAGCAUGCUUACAGAAAUAGAUAUAUGAUCCUUGAAGCAGUGACUUCAGACCCUUAGGAUACUCUGUUUUUGUUUUCAGUGUUUAAAUUAAUCCUGUUAUAUUUUUGUAUAAAAAGCAAUGUUUUAAAUUGAUAUACUAGGGUUUGUUUUUAUGAAAAUGUAAGCUAACGUUUCAGUCAAUAUGUGUAAUUUUGGUAACAUCACUAUCAUUAAGAUUAAUUCACCUUAAAUUUUUUUUUGUCAUUUUUUAUUGUCAUAAGUAAUUUUAAGACAUUAAAAAAAAUUGAAUCUAGUAUUGCAUGGGGAAGUAAACAUUUAAGUUUCAAAUGAAAUUAAACAAUAGAAAUCCAUUGGUUUGGCAUUAAAAUUAAGAAUAGUCAAUUAAACCUGAAAUAAUUCAAUAAUUUCUUCAUGGGAUAGUAUUUCACAAUUACAUUAUCAUUAGGAAUAUGGUAUUUACAUGUAUAAAUAUGUGAUCACAGGACGAGAAUAAGUGAACUUGAUAUGUUUUUGUUGUACAGUGCUUAAUAUUAUAUAACAUCCACUUAUUUUGGUCUGUUCAGUUCUUUGUGAAUAUGUUUUCUAGUAAAGUUUUUAAUACUGUGUUUUAACAGUUGUUUUAUUUUGAUACCUUUUUCUUGUGUUAAAAUUUAUUUUUUACAUUCUGUUAAAUCAAAGGCCAAGCAAAUUUAAUUGUGUUUCUCAGGCACAGAUUAUGAAUGAUUUGUUUAUUUUCAUAUCGGCUAUUUAAAGUUGUUUCACCUGAAAUUAAAGUUAACAAAAAACAAAACAUGGAUGGAUUGGCUGAUAGCUGCAUAAUGUUCAGUAAUUACUUUUUAUAUGCAAAAUCAGGUCUAAAUAUACCCUGCUUUGUAUUAGACUCAGGUUUGGUAAGAUUUUUAAUAUGCUAGCUGACCAUGUUCAAUCUGUCACAUAUUUUUCUGAACAUAGUUUUAUACAGCUAUGUACAAACAAACUGGACACAUUAUUGUGAUUCAGCUCAGACAAAUCUUUGCUCUCACUCCUAAAUGCCAUAUACUUGGCAGAAAUGCAGCAGAUAACAAAACAAAAGUCUUUGGUUUAUCUGAAUGUCAUACAAAGUCUUUAGUUUAUCUGAAUGUCAUACAAAGUCUUUAGUUUAUCUGAAUAUCAUACAAAGUCUGGUUUAUCUGAAUGUCAUACAAAGUCUUUGGUUUAUCUGAAUGUCAUACAAAGUCUUUGGUUUAUCUGAAUGUCAUACAAAGUCUUUAGUUUAUCUGAAUGUCAUACAAAGUCUUUGGUUUAUCUGAAUGUCAUACAAAGUCUGGUUUAUCUGAAUGUCAUACAAAGUCUUUAGUUUAUCUGAAUGUCAUACAAAGUCUGGUUUAUCUGAAUGUCAUACAAAGUCUGGUUUAUCUGAAUGUCAUACAAAGUCUGGUUUAUCUGAAUGUCAUACAAAGUCUUUGGUUUAUCUGAAUGUCAUACAAAGUCUGGUUUAUCUGAAUGUCAUACAAAGUCUUUGGUUUAUCUGAAUGUCAUACAAACAGACUAAGUAGAGGUAUACAUGGACUUGUUAAUACAAUCACGACAAUUAUUAGCACGAAUCAGAACUUUUCAGCAGAUUUUUGCUAUUGCCAUUUAUGAUUUAUCUAAAACAAUGAUUUAUUGAACUCAGUGAUUGGCUUCCUGUAGUGCCAUUUCUUAUUUCUGUGGACAAAAACAUCCCUGAGUAAGCCAAAAUGUAUGACAUUAUUUAAAAAAAAAAAGGGUUUGUGAGAAUACUUGAUUUUAUAAAUCUGCUUGGCCUAUGAAAACUCCCUUUUUUGUAAAUGUCAGAAAUCUGAGAGAAAACUGAUGAAACUUGUUUGAAUAUUUCUUAUGAUCUCAGUUUUAAAGAACAUUUCUGUUUCUAUAAAAUCUCAAUUUUAUUUGGAAAUGUAUGAAAUUAACAACAUCUUCAGGAAAUUUGCCUCUGAAACAAGAGAUACACAAAGACAAACACCAGUAUUUAUGACUUACCAGUUCUUUAACAGAAUUGAGAUUUUAUAGAAUCUUUAUCCUUUAUAUAAUGUUGUAAAUAUUAUUUUCCAAUACUUUCAUUGAACUUUAUAUGAUAACUUUGUUUACAUAGGAAUUACCAUAAGAUCAAUAUGUAACAAUACACUAGGGGCAUUUUUCGUAUUAACUAUGAUACAAGUUCAUUAUUGAUAGAUGCAUUUUUCUUCUGGAACGAGAGUAACAUAGACUAGUAGAAUUCUGUGAAAUUUAGAAAAGUGUUUUAAUUUCACUAUUAGAAUUGUUUCUAAAUAUUCAGUAUAGAUUUUUUCCAUGAUUUCACUGUAAAUAUAUUUUUUUUAUUUAAAAAAAGUUUCUACUUGGAUCAUUUUGUUCAAACAUACUAUAAAGAAGAUAAAACUGUUUAGAACUAUGGACGAGAGAUAAAGUAUUUCUUGGGUGUGCAUCUUAAUAGUCAUUUAUUGUUAUUUGUUUAUUUUGUACAUGUAUGUAUUGUCUAUAUAUUGCUCUGUUUUGUGUAAAUAAUAUGUGUGUGUUAUAAUUAGAAAUGGAUGUUUAUAAAUAGAAAUGGGUGUUUAUAAAUAGAAAUGUCAUACCUUACUGUUAUUCAAAUUGUUAGAUAUUUUUGUCUUCCCCUUUCAAAUCAAUGUCAACUGCCCAUAAAUAAAUACUAAAAAAUAAAUGGCAUAUUAUAUUGGAGGUCGUUUUGUGCAAUUGAUAUACCUUUAUAUAACAGUUCAGUAUCACAAGCUAUCAUUUUGGUCAUUUUCAGUUUUGCACAUAUUUCUUUUGUAACAGUAUAGUAAAUUCUUGUAAAUAGUGUGUAAAUAGUACAAAAAUGUUAUAAACUUGACGAUGUAAGAAUUUAUUUUCAUUUUCAAUAUGUACCGAGUGUCUCAAAAUGUCAUUUAGAUAAUAAAGUUUUGCUGUGAUUUUCUCAGUCUUUUGAAACAUCUGGUUUUUUUCUAAAUAAUUUUUCUCUCCAAGUAUUUAUCUUUCAGAUUUAAGGGGAAUACUAAACGCUCAAGGGAGAUUACUCUAUUAGUCAAUCAAAACAUUUAAACAACUUUUAUUAUUGCAAUAGCCAUCUCAUUAACAUGGAUUAUAAGUUUCAAAGGUAACAACAUCUCUUGUUUUGACUGGGCAUAUUUUAAUGGAAAGUAAUGGCUAACUUUUAGCAAAAGAAGAUAGUUUUUUGUUCAAUUCUUACAAAUUCUGGGACUUUGCAAGCAUGGUAUUAAAAUCAAUACUGCUUAAGUGGAACAUAUUGAUUCAGGUGACUGAACCUUAGAUUUAGCAGAGUUCUGUUGGAGAGACUCUGAUUUCAACAUGUGAAAUUUUUUUAAAAUACUUUUUAAUAAAAGUUAAAUAGAAAGGAGCACUAGCAGGAAUUGGUUAGAACAAGUUUAGGAAACAUAUGACACUUUGAGAUACCCCUAUACUCAUUUUUUGUGAAAUAUUGUGUGUGUUUUUUUUGGUAGGAAAGGGUACACAAUGUGAGAUUUUGGAAGGAAGUUGCAGUUGUAUGUGUACAUGUAUGUGUGUAUGGUGUUUUUUUCUGUUUUUAUCAGAUUAUGUUGACAUAUCUAGUAUUAAGUGUUAUAUUCAAAGUAAAUUUGUGUAUUUAUGAAAAAAAGUGCUUGCAAUGUAAUUUUGUCUUUUAUCUUUUAUUAAAGUUUAAAAUGUAUAAAAAAAGGAAAAUCAAUAAAAUGUUCAAGUAGGGUGACUGUGUUUGCAGUAUUUUAUGAUUUUGAGUAAAUAUGUUGUUUAUAAAUCCACUGAUGAGGAAAGAUUGUCCUGAUGCUAUAAGUAGAGUAUGCAAAUAAUUUAACUUUGGUAUGUAAUAUUAUUUUAGACACGGGACAUUAAGCAACCAACAAUCAAUCAAUAAUAUUAAUUUGAAAAUCAUAAUUUUUCCAAAAAAUUAAAUUCUUUCACUUCUAGUAGAGGUUAAGGUUGACUGCCAAGAGUGUUAGAAAAUAAAAUUCUUCCUUAGAAAACAGAAUGAGGGCGAUACAAUAAAAUUUCUCAUCCAGUCGUAAAAUACCUAGCCAUUCACUGAUGUAAAAAGUGGUACUUUUGUUCUGUAAAUUUAUACACUAAAAUGCACACCAUAGAACUGAAGGUUGGUGUUUAAAAUGCUUGUAAAUAUUUGAAUGAUGUAGAAUACUCCAUGACAUCAGAUAUGUUUAAGCUGUAAUGGAAGCAACAUUGAAAUGUUUCAUUUUAAUCUCUGCCAUCAAAGAAAGAGACACUAAAAUCCUUAAAAUUAAUUACUGCAUGGAAAUUGUUCUGUUAAAAGAGUUCUAACAAGGGAAGGGUACACUUCUUCUACUGAUAGAUGUGAUUUAUAUUUAAUGUAAAAAUGUUUGUGUAAAUUUGGUGAUAAGAGAAAAAUACUUAUUUUAUAUGUUUUAUGCAAGUAGUGAAUUUCAGUAUUAUUUAAUAAAUGGGUACUAUAUUCUUUUUUAAUUUAUUUAAACUUUUUCUGAAACAAGGGGAGGUAUUAUACAUAGUUUAAUCUAUUUAAGAAAGGUUAUGUAUACUAAAUUUCUUUCUUCAGAAGUUCUAUUUAUAUUCCCCAAUCUAACAAAAAAUAUUUUUAGGAUUAAUCUAUAUUUUGAUGGAGUUCUAUAGAUUUCUCUGAUACUGUGUGUACUUCGUCAAGAUGAUUUUUAAGAAAAGUAAAACAUUAUUAUUCCGAUUACUAAGUUUAUAAGCUCUCAUAAGCUGUAAAUAAAAGUUAAACAAAAUUAAUAAACCUUAAAUUUUUUGACAGGACAACUUUCACUGGUUUGGAUUUUAGACUGUAAUCAUACAAGUUUGUAUUGUCAUUUCUGUCCACAGAAACAACACCAUUUGAAUUCCUAGAAGAAACAUCUUGCUCGAAAAAUGAUGGCAUACAGUAUAAUGGUAAUGAUAAUUUGAGGGAAAUUUAAGGGUACAGUUUAAUUAAAUGUAUCUUAAAACCAUAAUUUUUGGGCUUCUCUUAGAGAAAUUUUCAUGAAAAACUAAGCAUCUUCGGACACACAGUUCCUUGAUUUGUCUUCUGACGCACAGUAGCUUGUUUUGAAAGGAACAACACUUUCUAAAAAGAAGUUUGAUUGAGAAAAGAACUCUUAGUUGUGAUAUUUGUCUCAGGUUCAUGAUGUUGUAAUUUGUAUGCUUGGGAUUGUGUAAAUAUGGACGGAUGAUUGGUUUGCCAGGUUGAGUUCACUCGUGAAGUGUGAGAAAAAUUCUAUUCUAUUUCAUAAUAAUUUCACUUCCAUAUAGUGAUCGUUGUCUGUGAGGGGUUAGUUCAGAAGCUUUCAGUCUCGGUUUUGUUGUGUUAAUAUUACAUUAGAACUUAAGCAGAUUAAUUAUGAACUUGUACUCAAUGCAAAUAUGAAAGUUUUAAAAUGUGUCAUUAAUAUUGAGCCUUCCAGUUUGCCUAAAUUUUACUGCAAGUAGUGCAACUCUACUUUCAUCAACAGAUAUAGGCAUAGUUUUAAGGUAUUCACACAAAAAACUAAUGUGACCUGCCUUGGAAAAUAAAAAGGGGCUAGGAUGAAAGAAUAAAUGGUCUUUGCACAGAAAAAUCGGGGCUGUUUCAUAAAAACAUACAUGGACCUUCACAAGUCACUUCAAAGUUUCAUCUACUUGAAGGUGUCUGUACUGGAAAAGGGUAUAAACUUGCCAUUAUAGAUGGUAAUCAAAUUUUCAAAGUGCCUACCCUAGGUAUCAGGCAUUUCAAUGGAACAGCCCUUAAUCUAGACUGACACAAUAAAACAAUCUUGUUUGUUUGAAAAGUAUUGAUGCCUAAAUAUAUAAAUAUUGAGCUGCUGAAGUAUUGGUGUAGUAUUGACGUGGAGUACGGACAUCCUGUUCCCUGUUGUAAAUUUGGGUACCAGUUACAAUUUUAACCGUAUUCACAUUUUUCCAUUCUUUAGGUUAACAUUAUAUUUUAAGUGAAUUGUGUUGAAUAUGAAUUAAUUGGUCAUGAAUAUUAUGUCACUAUGAAUAUAUACAUUAGUUUACAAAGAAAUAAGAAUUUAUUUUAAUUUUUACCCAUAAUGAAUUAACACUUAAAUAAUUUCAUCUUGAAUUUUCACAGAAAAAUUACAUUUUAUGUUGCCAUGUUAGUACCAUAAAGGCUUGUCCCACCUAGAAAAUAAUAACUAAAAACGAUGUUCAAUACAAGUUAAUGAGAGAAAGGGAGGUAAAUCAGGAUGAAAUGAGAUUGAAAGAAGGGGAGAUAAAUCAGGAUGAAAUGUGGAGGUUUAAUUAUUGUGGCCAAUGGAAACAUUUUAUCACUACUAUAAGAAAUAUUUCAUCCCAGUUCAGUUCAUUUUUGAACAUUCCUGUUGUGGACACCAAGACUUGUUUACUAUUUAUACUGUAUAUUCUGUGUAUGUGUAAUAUUUUUUUUUGAUAUCAUUGUAUACAUGGUAUUAAUGAUGAGGAAAGUUGAUAAGCAGUGUUUUGGGAGUAGGAAUUUUUGUUAUUUUUUUAAGCAGUAAUUGUAUAAUGAAUAUCAUUUUCUUUACAAAGUAAGAACAGUGAAAGGAAAGAAAAACUUCAUGUUGGAAACUUCUUGUAUAUGGUCAAUAUUUGAUUUUUGAGUUGGUUUUAAUAUAUGUUUUUCAUUGAUUUUCUUUAUUCACAAAAUAAAAAGUAUAACAUUAACAGACUAAAGAAAGUGCUUUGCAAAGUCAUAAAGUAUGAUUAAAAACAAAAUUAGGUUCAGUUGAAGUGAAGUCCUGAAACCUGGUUUUUGUCAUGCCUCCACUAUGUCUCAAAGACGAGACUUAGGGGCAUAUGCUCCAACAAGUCUAGAAGGCCAGACUUAGGGGCAUGCUGUUCAUGGUGGUUUUGGCUGCAGCGGCAACAAUGAAUUAGUUUGUGAUUAGAUCAGUUUAAGGGGAACCACAAGUGGUAGUUCAAUGAUAUUUAAUAUGCAGUUGUAUUAGCAUUGGCACACCUCAUUUCCAUGUAGACUUUUUGCCCCCCACUCAGUCAUGUUCUAUUGACUUUGAAACUUCCUUAAUUUACAUGUUGAAGUUGUGCUUAGGUCAGGUUUAAGGGGAACCACUUAUAAUAAGUCAAUGGUAUAUGAUAUGCAGUGGUAUAAGCAUUGGCAUUUUUAAUUUUAAUAGAUUAUUUGGCCAUGUACCUUCAGUGAUGAAUUUUAUAGUUUACAUGCAAUUUUAACUUCCAUAUUUACAUGGUAUACUAUCAAAAUUACAUUAAGGCGCGACAUCUCGUGUUCAACAGUUUUUUUUUGUACGGGAGAGUAGAAAUGAAAAUAGAUACUUGAUUGAAAUGUCAUGUUUAUAAAUCACUGCUCCCUCAUAUCAGCUUGCUUUAUUUUACUUAGAUAUUCACCAUUGUCUACUGUUGGUGGAAAAUUACAAGAAUUCCUAUUACAACAAAUUAUUGAAACCAUCCACUAUUUAAGUAACAUCUUUAUAUAUAACAAUAGAAAUUUGUCAAGUUAUUUUUCUAUCAUUUUAGUUUUUAUCCCAUACCAGAUAAAUAGCUUUUGGAUCAGAAAAGGGGCACUUUACUGAGGGUGCACUAUCUACUAUUGAUUAUGUAAUUAUAUUGUGUUAGAACAUUUCAAUCUUUAGCUGUUGUGUCUAUGGUAGACAGCUCUAUACACUGUGAUGAUAAACUUGAAGCUCGUUGAAUGGUCAGAUUUUUUUUGGUGUAUAUUUUUGUUCACAUUUUUUUGAAUUGUAUUAUUGUACUUGACAAAACAAAAGUUGGAUUUGUCAUUUAAGAGCUUCUGACAAUUAAGAAUAAAAAUAUUAAAUUGCA